Molecule: messenger RNA, 1521 nt
Organism: Dictyostelium purpureum
Lineage: Eukaryota; Evosea; Eumycetozoa; Dictyosteliales; Dictyosteliaceae
Product: UDP-glucose pyrophosphorylase
Exons: 4
Coding region: 1-1521 (506 amino acids)
Biological process (GO): glycogen metabolic process; UDP-alpha-D-glucose metabolic process
Cellular component (GO): cytoplasm
Molecular function (GO): UTP:glucose-1-phosphate uridylyltransferase activity
Source: RefSeq, a predicted model, not a curated record
AUGGCAGAAAGUAAACCAAAAUUAACAAAUGCAGGAUCAUCAGCAUCAUUACACAGUAUGUAUAAGAAUGUAGAUUUAUUCAGUGAAAAUGAUGAAGAACUUUAUCCACCAUUAGGCCACGGCGCAAGAUUUGCUGCACCACUUGAGGACAGUCAAUUACAAGCCAUUGGUAUGAAAGCUGAUGAAAUCAAAGCAUUCCAACAACAAAGACAUCAAUAUAUCAAUAAAGAUAAAAUCUACACUGAUGAAAUUAAAAUUCCAAAUAGAUCCGAUAUGGCUGAUUAUCACCAACUCCAUGUUCUUUCACCAGUCGAUCAAUCUAAUGCCUCAAGAUUAUUAAGCAAACUUGUUGUAAUUAAAUUAAAUGGUGGCUUGGGUAAUAGUAUGGGUUGCAAAUCUGCCAAAGGUUUAAUUGAAGUUGCCACAGGUACUUCUUUUUUGGAUAUGGCUGUUGCUCACAUUGAACAAAUUAAUCAAGACUAUGGCGUUGAUGUACCAUUGGUAAUUUUAAAUUCAUUCAAAACAAAUAAUGAAACAAUUAAAGUAAUUGAAAAAUAUAAGACCCAUAAAGUUACAAUUAAAACUUUCCAACAAUCAGUAUUCCCAAAAAUGUACAAAGAUACAUUAAACCUUGUACCAAAACCAAAUACUCCAUUUAAUCCAAAAGAAUGGUAUCCACCAGGUAGUGGUGAUGUUUUCAGAUCACUUCAAAGAUCUGGUCUUUUGGAUGAAUUUUUAGCUCAAGGUAAAGAAUAUAUGUACAUUUCAAAUAUUGAAAAUUUAGGUUCAAUCAUUGAUAUACAGGUAUUAAAUCAUAUUCAUCUUCAAAAAAUUGAAUUUGGUGUUGAAGUUACAAAUCGUAUUAAUACCGAUGCAACUGGUGGUAUUUUAAUGUCCUACAAAGAUAGACUCCAUCUUUUAGAGUUAUCACAAGUUAAAGCAGAAAAAUUAAAGAUCUUUAAAGAUUUUAAAUAUUGGAAUACAAAUAAUAUUUGGGUUAAUCUUAAAUCAGUUUCAACUUUAAUUAAAGAAGAUAAAUUAGUUUUAGAUUGGAUUGUUAACUACCCAAUGGAAAAUCAUAAAGCUUUAGUACAACUUGAAACUCCAGCAGGUAUGGGAAUUCAAAACUUUAAGAACUCUGUUGCUAUUUUUGUACCACGUGAUAGAUAUCGUCCAAUUAAAUCAACCUCACAAUUAUUACUUGCCCAAUCAAACAUUUUCCAAUUUGAUCAUGGUCAAGUUAAGUUAAAUCCAAAACGUGAAGGUCAAGAUGUACCAUUAAUUAAACUCGGUGAAGAAUUUUCAAGUGUUUCAGAGUAUGAAAAAAGAUUCAAAUCAAUUCCAGAUCUUUUAGAGUUGGACCAUUUAACAGUUUCUGGUGAUGUUUACUUUGGCUCAAAUGUCACACUUAAAGGAACCGUUAUCAUUGUCGCCAAUCAUGGUGAGAGAAUUGAUAUUCCAGACGGUGUUACUUUGGAAAACAAGGUAUUAUCUGGCACACUUAGAAUUUUAGACCAUUAA